Magnolia sinica is the source of this 628-nucleotide messenger RNA. RefSeq names its product photosystem II 10 kDa polypeptide, chloroplastic-like. Gene Ontology annotation, biological process: photosynthesis. Gene Ontology annotation, cellular component: photosystem II oxygen evolving complex; photosystem II; thylakoid membrane. The transcript is spliced from 5 exons. The coding region runs from base 54 to 473 and encodes 139 amino acids. The record is from RefSeq and is a predicted model, not a curated record. NCBI's taxonomy places the organism in Eukaryota, Viridiplantae, Streptophyta, Magnoliopsida, Magnoliales, Magnoliaceae.
UUGCUACUUCUAUCAGCUGAGAGUGGAGAGAGAGAGAGAGACAGAGCUGAGAAAUGGCAGCCUCAGUUAUGUCAUCUUUGUCUUUGAAGCCUUCUCCUUUCCUUGAGAAAUCCUCAGCCGUUAAAGGCAUCCCUUCUCUUGCGAGGCCCACCUCUUCCUUCAAAGUCCAGGCCAGUGGGGUCAAGAAGAUCAAGACCGACAGACCUUAUGGAACCGGCGGCGGUAUGAGCCUCAGGAACGGUUUGGAUGCAUCAGGAAGGAAGCCUAAGGGAAAGGGUGUAUACCAAUUCACCGAUAAAUACGGUGCCAAUGUGGAUGGAUACAGUCCGAUUUACAGUCCUGAUGAAUGGUCGCCAACUGGUGAUGUCUAUGUUGGAGGGACCACAGGGCUGCUGAUAUGGGCUGUAACCCUUGGAGCUCUUCUACUAGGAGGUGCACUCCUUGUCUACAACACCAGUGCUUUGUCUCAGUAGAAAAGUUUUUUUUUUAAAGGACAAAAAAUGUAAUUCUUAUCAUCUAUUGCUUUGGAAUACUGUCUAAAGCUCUUUUGGGUUUUCUCCAAAUUCAAGAAUCUCUCUUUCUGAUACUCUCUAUAAUCUUUAUAAUAUCUUGAAACUAUUAUGUGGAU